This is a messenger RNA of Humulus lupulus (European hop), 1663 nucleotides long. RefSeq names its product probable N-acetyl-gamma-glutamyl-phosphate reductase, chloroplastic. The transcript is spliced from 15 exons. Bases 162 to 1343 code for a protein of 393 amino acids. Gene Ontology annotation, molecular function: protein dimerization activity; NAD binding; NADP+ binding. The record is from RefSeq and is a predicted model, not a curated record. Gene Ontology annotation, biological process: L-arginine biosynthetic process. NCBI's taxonomy places the organism in Eukaryota, Viridiplantae, Streptophyta, Magnoliopsida, Rosales, Cannabaceae.
UUUUCUUUUCUUUUUUUCCUCUGUGAUUCGAAAAGCACCAACACCCUUUUCAUAUCUUUCCACAAAAUAUUACCCACUUCCAGUUUCCGCCGAAACUGAAAAUUAGGCAACGCAAUUCACAGUGCAAGACUCCAUUUUUGUUUUCUUCUUUGAAGUGUCAAAUGAGUUCUUCCACCUUCAGUUCCUUUUGCUUUGACUCUGGCUGCCUAUGGAAGGAUGAAAUGAAGGUGACUAAGGCUAAGAGGCAAAAUGCAGGGAAUAUGUUUGCUAAAUGUUCCGUGAAUACCAAAGCUCAAAAAGCAGAAAAACCCAUUCGCAUUGGGGUUCUUGGAGCUAGUGGUUACACUGGUUCUGAGAUUGUACGGCUUCUAGUAAACCAUCCACACUUUGGCAUUUCCUUUUUGACCGCUGACAGAAAAGCUGGCCAACCACUCAGUUCUGUGUUUCCUCAUCUAAUCACACAAGGUUUACCGAACUUGAUUGCUGUCAAGGAUGCUGAAUUUUCUGGGGUUGAUGCUGUUUUCUGUUGUCUGCCACAUGGAACCACACAGGAUAUUAUAAAAGGACUGCCGAGACAUUUAAAGAUUGUUGAUCUUUCUGCUGACUUCCGACUGCGGGAUAUAUCUGAGUAUGAAGAAUGGUAUGGUCAGGCACACAGAGCACCAGAUUUGCAGAAAGAAGCUGUCUAUGGUCUCACUGAGAUUUCACGAGAGGAGAUAAAAGAUGCACGCCUAGUUGCUAAUCCUGGUUGUUAUCCGACGACUAUUCAGAUUCCCCUUUUUCCUUUGAUAAAGAGGAAUCUCAUAAGAGUUGAUAAUAUCAUUAUUGACUCGAAAUCGGGUGUUACCGGGGCAGGGCGAGGUGCAAAGGAGUCAAAUAUGUAUGCUGAACUAGCUGAAGGCAUCUAUUCUUAUGGUGUUGCCCGGCAUCGUCAUGUUCCAGAAAUUGAACAGGGACUAUCUGAUGCAGCUGAUUCAAAGAUAACCAUCAGUUUCACUCCGCAUCUUAUGCCAAUUAUCCGUGGUAUGCAGUCAACUAUAUAUGUUGAAAUGGCUUCUGGAGUAACAGUUGAUGACUUGUACCAGCAAUUAAAGACAACAUAUGAGGAUGAAGAAUUUGUGAUCUUAUUAGAGAAAGGAAUUGUCCCUCGCACUCAUGAUGUUCGAGGAUCUAAUUAUUGUUUAAUGAACGUCUUUCCUGAUCGAAUUCCUGGUCGAGCUAUAAUCAUUUCUGUAAUUGACAAUCUUCUUAAGGGAGCUUCAGGUCAAGCUAUGCAGAAUCUUAAUUUGAUGUUUGGACUUCCAGAAAGCACAGGGCUUCUUUCCCCGGCUUUGUUUCCUUAGCAUUUUCCUAUUUUUUUUUCUGCCUCAAGAGAGAGUAAUAAAGAUGCGGAAACCCUUCUCAAGUCAAUUGGUUAUGUUUAAUUUUCAGCAAGAAAUGAAAAUUUCUCACCUAUCACUAUUUGGCUACAUUUUUUUGUUUGUUUGUAUUUUGAUGAUAUUAGAAUGGUUAAUUUGUUGAAAAAUAAUCAUGGGAUGUUAUGUUGCUGCACUAUAGUCCUGGGAUUUCGUUAUUUAGAUUUUGGUUCUGCUAAUAUAAUAUAUAUAAGCUAAUAUAUUUGAUACAUGCAAACAAGAAUUCAAUAAAUAUUAUAAUUUAUAGA